AUGACCUAUGACAUUCCAAGAUCAAGUGCAACUGCAAAUUUAAGGGAAGUGGCCAUAUUCCAUAACUACAUCUUCAAAAGAAAAUUUGUGGACACAGAACUUCUAAAAAUCAUACGAGAUUCGUUAGAGGUGUAUCACUGCAGUUAUGUUGACCAAGUUAUUUCUCAAUGCAAAACUAAAACGCUCCAACAAGCCAUUGCUGAUCUAGUUCAACAAAUAUUCACCAUUUAUGAUAGAGAUAUUGGUAAUAUUGUUAAAGGGCUAAAGCGAGAGGAGGCUUGGACAAUUUUCAAAACCAAAUCUGUUCCAGCCUUUAUAACAGACAGAGCCCUCUGUGGCUAUGGGAUUAAUAGUUCCAUGUUCUUUGUAUUCAACAAGGAGACGCGAGAGUAUGAACUUAGAGACUCAUUGCUCAGUUCUUAUAUCACAUUUAGAUGGGACAGUUUUUUUAACUCGAGGAGAGCUAAUGAUGUAGAGUAUCAUUUUCACUUGUUGUUACCAUUCCUUUUUUUGGGUGAGUCCACCAAGUUAAUUCAAUCCCCCCUAGAAACUCUUGGAAUAGCUAAUCAUGAUCACAAACAGUUUGCUAAGUUAGAAAUAAAAAAAAUGAUUCAAGGUCGAACCUCAAAAAAUUCAAAACAAAAUGUUCGGGAAGAGUAUUUGAAUUAUGAGGAGGUAACUUCUACUCCCUCCCGAUCUCUUGAAGUGGAAAAGGAUGUAUCAAGACAACUAGUUAUACAAGAAGGUUCCAAUUUUCAAUAUUCAUCAAACCUUAAUAAUGAUUUGCUUAAUGAUUACCUAAACGAUGAUUUAUUAGAACAAAUAGAAAGACAAUACCUUUCUAAAAAUACAAAAAAGAACAGAUCUCCUAUUUCCAUAACAAAAUCCAAUCAUACUAUUCCAUCAUCACAGGAUUUUAAUAUACUGUCCUUGUUACAUCAUUACAAAGAACCAUCGUUGAAUGAACAGGCGAUAUUAAAUUCGGAAGCCCAUGAUAACAUUAGUACUAACAAUACUACAUCAAGUAUGAACACAAUGGUUAUUGAAAAUAUUAUCAAAUCUCUAAUCAACAGUACUGGAAGUAAUUGCCAUAAGGUAAUCUCGGAACGAUAUAUUAAGGAUGUAGUCAAUAUCAAUAAGAGUAAUCAAAUGUGGAUCACUAAUAUUAGUAAGACCGACAUGUCGUCAUGUACUUUGGAAUUACAAAGCAUUUCAAAUACAUUGACAAGGAAAAAGAUAGGUCCUUGUGAGAAAGUGGUUAGAAUUACAGUGUACUCAUCUCAUAAUGGAAAACCAAAGAAAUGUGUAAUAUCAACCUCUCAUCAUCCAAAUUUUGGAUUUAAAACGAUUAAUGAUAAUUGGAUUUUUGAGAACUCAAUUGACUUACUUCCAGACACGUUUAUAAUUCCAGAGCAGAAUAUUCUACGAUUCUUACAAUUAACAUUUAUUGGCUCUCAUACUUUUGCCAAUACACACCGCAUAAAGCACGUCUCAGUAACUUUGGAGGAUGCAAUUGUUUCAAAUAAGGAUUAUCUGGAUAGAGUACGAAUGGAAAUUACAGGUAUUCCUGUGGAAGAGUCAGCUUCAUUCAACACAACUAGUCAUCAACAUAGCAACAAGGUAAUCGCUCAAACGAAAUCAUCACUUUCACCUCAAAAAGAUUCCAACCUCAAUUUAAAAACCAUCAAAUCCGGCCCAGAGAAGAAAGAGAUUAUCACAAAACAAAUUGUUCAGGCUCUUGAUGAGGAAAACAUUGAGCUUGACGAAGCAAAUCCUCUUCUAAAAAUACUGAACACCAAUACAGGUAUGGAGACACCAUUAGAUCGAGAAGAACCCAGCAAUAUUGAUUCUUUGAAAGAGGAUAUUCAGGAUUCAGACGAUUUCUUUGAUGAAGAAGAGCUAGAGAAGGAACUAAUGCAAAUAGAGAUGAAACUUAACGAAAAGAAAAAGAUUCUGGACAAUAUCAAUAGUCCAAUCAAAACCAUACAUCUCUCACCAACCAAACAGAGGUCACCAAAUAGAGUAUUAGAAGAUGUAACUCGUUCAACUCCUUCUCCUAUUCAGGUCAAAACUAGAGCAGAUAAUAAUCAACAGUUGAAGGAGGCAAGACCGAGUGUUACAUUUGAUAUUCCUGCCUCAACUAAGAAUAAUACACCUCCAAGGACUUCACCAGUUAAAAAAUCAGUAACCCCCAAACAGGAACCAAAAUCAAACGUUCCAAGCUCAAAACCAAUCGUUAUUGAUUUCAACCCGUCUUUCCAAAUGCAGCCCAAACAGGAAUUCAACCCUAGCUCGACUCUUAACAGAAAACCAAACCAAACGUUGCUGUCUUUCAUUAGUCAAUUACAAAAAUAUGCUCCCCCAAAACCAGCCUCAACAUCUACACAAAACCAAACUCCCCAAACUAAAUACUCCCCACCAACAACGAACAACCUUAUAUUAGAAAAGCUAAACAUGCAAAAAAAGUUGAAGGAAGAACUCGAGCACUUGAAACAUCUGAAUGACGUAAAUGCAAGAAAAGAGUAUACUUCCCCACAUGUCUAUACUUCCCCAACCAAGAAUGUUCCUUUCCUUUGUAAGUCCACUCACGUUGAAGAGUACAACAAUGAUUCAGAUGAUUCUUCGAGUGAUAUAACUCUAACAGUCGAGGAAGAUGACCAUCCAAUCUCUCCAAUUGGAAAGGAAGAAUCUGCUCUAGUGGUGGAUUUUUCACCUCCACAUAACCAUACAUUACUUCCAAAUAGAAACCCACCAAGUCCUCCCUUUCGAAUUGUAAAUGAUUUAUCUCCAAAACAAGAGAAUGAUUUCCUCCAUGAUUAUGAUGAAAAUUCUCCUCAACAAUAUCGAAAUGAUCCAUCCCCAAGUCAAGAAGAGGAUCUAUUAUAUUUAACCAAUGAUUUUGUUGGAGAAGAAGAGGAUGAACAGCAAAGAUCACCAUUCAAAGAUUUCAUUGUUGAAGAAAGUGAAAUUGAGGACCAUGACUUGUUAACAACACUAGAGGAUGAAGUAAUUGAACAAUUUAAUAGAGGAAGUCAGCCAAAUAGUCAAAACAAUAGUAUUAAUAUUGAAAUACCCAAAGAAAUGGAAGAUUUUCUUAUUGAAGACAAUGAGCAGCCCCUUAUUGAAAUACCAGAAAUUGUAGCAGUAAUUGAGGAAAAUCAACCUAAACCAACUCCACCCACAUACUCUGUUGUCGAUGUACCUGAAGAUGAGUUUAGCAUUAUUCAAAGCUUCCUUGAUACAACCCUAAGUUCCGAAAAUUCAUUUGCUUUUACCCCAACUAAAUCCCCUACCACUAGGCUUUCCUCACCUCUAAGUUUGUCAAUUCCAAAUCAUAAUGAGUUGGACUCACCAAGAGUUGAACUGUUAACACCAAGCAAGAUAUUACUCAAAGGUGAACCAAGUAGGCUUCUGAGAGUUAAGAAGGGUAUUAAUUGUUACUUGCACGAUUAUGACAUUAAGAAGAAGAAGUAUAAAGUCCACAAAAGAAUACUCAAACUAGAUAGAGACUCAAAGUGCCUUUCCAUCUCUGCAUCAGGAAAGUCUUUAUUCAAGAAAACAACGAAAAUUGAAUUGUCCAAAGAUAUUAAGUGGAUAGUUUACGGACCUUACUCUCAGGCUUUUAAGAAUACUAAUAUUAUUUAUAGACCUUUCAAAUGCUUUAGUAUUGCCACACAGAAUAAGAUUUAUAGUUUUGAAGUAAUGUCUGAAGGUAUUCGUGAUGUAGAUGAUACCAUCUUGGGCAUUCAGUUCUUAAUUCAAGAUAGAAUCAAAUCCUUCAAUCGACCAAUCUAUACCAAGUGCAAUUUGAUUGUUAAACGUUAUCUAUUGAAGAAGUAUUUAACAUUUACAAACACUAGCAUUACGGUUGAUGAUGAAAUGUCCUCGAUAACAAGUGACAGUAUUGCUUCACCUAGAAUGAUGAGAUCUAAGAGUUUUAAAUUUUAA
Molecule: messenger RNA, 3948 nt
Organism: Naegleria gruberi
Lineage: Eukaryota; Heterolobosea; Eutetramitea; Acrasida; Naegleriidae
Exons: 2
Coding region: 1-3948 (1315 amino acids)
Source: RefSeq, a predicted model, not a curated record